CCCUCGUAGCAUUAUCGAUUUAUUGCUACCCGCUAAAAUGUUCUUAUUUACCUUCUAUUAAAUAUUUGAUUAUUCAGGUAUACAAACGCCAAUGGUGCCGUAAGUCAUUUCUGCCUUUAUAGUUUAUACACAAAAAUUUCUAUAGCCUUUGCCUAUUUGUCUGUUAUAUAUUAUAAACAAAUCAUACCCUCGACAUUGUGCUCUUUCGAUUUAUUCUAUGGUUUUGUUGUGACUAUUAUCACAUGACUCACCAUGUCCAAUUCAGAGAACGAUGUCUCAAUGACUCCGAGUACAAGUACAUCGACAGAAGGAGUCAUUAGUACUACAACUCCUGAACUUAAAUCACAAGAUGUGUGCAUAGCAGAAGGAUGCAAUAAUGCAGCUAUUCAACAUGCAGAAUGGGACAAUGAAUAUUGUAGUGUUAGUUGCACAUAUAAGCACUGCAAAGCCACAUUUUUAGAUUGGCUAGAAAGUAACAAAAAAGCAAAAGCAAUACAAAUAGCUGCGGAUCAAGUAAACGCAGCUGUUAAACCUAACGAAGAACAAUUGACAACUACAUAACAUGAAGCUGCAUGUCUUCAUUAAUAUGUUUUUUUUGUAAAUAAAACAAUCAUUUAUACUAUUUCACAUUAUUAUUGAUUAAAAUUCUGUUAUUGUGAACAUUGUUUUAUGAAACUAAAUAUGCAUACAUAAUAUUCUGCCUACAUUAAUUUAAAAAUAAAAUAAUCUAAAAACCUCAGUAUCAAUUUUAUAUUUAUGUUGAUAAGUAUUAACUAUAGUAAGUGAGAAAAUUGGCUCAAUAAAUCUUAUUUCCAUACUUAGGAGACAAGUCAUAAUUUAUAUUUUGUAUAAAACACACAAAGGGUGUAAAUU
Messenger RNA from Myzus persicae (green peach aphid), 873 nucleotides. RefSeq names its product TOX high mobility group box family member 4-like. The coding region runs from base 253 to 561 and encodes 102 amino acids. Lineage: Eukaryota; Metazoa; Arthropoda; Insecta; Hemiptera; Aphididae. The record is from RefSeq and is a predicted model, not a curated record. Gene Ontology annotation, biological process: regulation of transcription by RNA polymerase II. Gene Ontology annotation, molecular function: chromatin DNA binding. Gene Ontology annotation, cellular component: nucleus. The transcript has 4 exons.